AUGUCAGUCAAAGAAUUCAAUGACAUUCUUCAAGUAAUUAAAGUUGAUAUUCAAAAGCAAAAUACAACAUUUCGAGAAGCUAUAUCUCCAAUGCAGAAACUGGCAGUUUGUUUAAGAUUUCUUGCCACCGGAGAUUCGUUUCAGACGAUAGCAUUUAGUUAUCGCCUUGGCCAUUCGACGGUGCAUUCUAUCGUGCAUGAAGUAUGUAAAGCAAUUGUAAACAAUUUAUUGGCUACAUGCAUUCCAGUGCCAACUGAAAGCGAUUGGCACGAUAUUGCCAAAACAUUUUGGAUGCAUUGGAACUUCCCGAACUGUAUAGGAGCAUUGGAUGGUAAACAUGUUCAAAUCUUGGCUCCUCCAAAUAGCGGAUCAAAUUACUUUAAUUACAAAAAAAAAUUUUCGGUUGUUUUACUUGCUUUAGUUGAUGCUAACUACAAGUUUAUUUUUGUUGAUAUUGAGUCGUACGGAAAGAAUAGCGAUGGGGGUAUUUUUGCUAAUUCUCAUUUAGGAAAACGUUUAGACAAUGGCACAUUAAAUAUUGCCAACCCUACAACAUAA
This is a messenger RNA of Onthophagus taurus, 558 nucleotides long. NCBI's taxonomy places the organism in Eukaryota, Metazoa, Arthropoda, Insecta, Coleoptera, Scarabaeidae. The record is from RefSeq and is a predicted model, not a curated record.